AUGGUCAAGGGAAUUGUUACGCCGAGUCCAGCGACGGUUGGAAGUAACUCGGCUGGACUGACCAACUCGGCGGACUCGGCGAAUGCGAUGAUCACGGACGCGACGGCGGACGAGGCGAGCACCGUCCAGUUCGAUGAGGAGGAUGCCCAAGACCAAGAAAUUGUGCGCAACCUGGCCGCCGAGCUCGGCAAUGAUACGGACGACGAAGAUCAAGCCGCCGCUCAAGGGGAACGUCCGCCCCUGAUCCCGCGAGCGACGAGGAAUGCGGAUACGCCAAGUGCGAACAAGGUUCUGGGCAGGCUCGGAGAGGAGAUGCGAGCUCAGAGCGAGUGGAUGAUGAUGUUUGCCCCAGUGGCGAUGGCUCAGGCGAGAUGGCUGGUGCUAGUUCCCGAGCUGACUCAGCCGGUGAACAGCACCGACAUCAACCAACUGGUCGAAGACAGGGUGCUGCUACUCAAGGCGAUGGGGUUCCGGUGCACGAGCCGACCCAACAGCCUGCUACUCGGCGAUUGGGACCCCAGCCGAGCUUCACGCGAAAUCCUCAAGUGGAAGCGUCGGUUGAGAGUCUCGUUUGGUCUCGAGCGGGGGGCCGUCGGAACUCGGCAGACUAUUGCGAAACGAGUGGCUGAUACUCCGAAGACCGUCGAAGACCCCAGCAGGAUUCCCCUGCCGAAGACUCCCGAACGCAAUAGAGCCGAGAUGUUCCGCUCUACUGAGGGUACGCAGUAUUUCGAAGAUUCGCAUAUGAAGAUGCCAACGCGUGGCAAGCAGCCAAGUGGACGCUACGCUGAGUUGUUUGACGCUGCAGACGCAGCCGAGCUCAGCGACAGCGAGGAUGGGCGCGAGUACCUGGACUUGGCUGAAGAGUCGGUGAAGGACGUCAUCAAGCACCUUAGCUUCGAUGACGCUGAAAGUGAUCGGACGCAAUACUUGGAGGUUCGCACCCAUGCGUCCCUCGACAAGAUCCCUAUGUUCGAAGGCAAACGUUACCGACCGGAUGACUCUCUCCAGUGGCUUAAGCGGUUCAUCUACGAGAUGAAAGGAACUCGGCUGGCACAAGACCUCUGGUACGAGCCAUUCUCGCUGAAGCUGGAGCGAGGUGCGAAGAGCUGGUAUCGCCAACUUCCGAAGAAGACGCAACGGAAGUGGAGUCUGCUGAGUGAGGCAUUCGCCGACUACUACUGUUCGGAGUUUGACCAGUCGGCACGAGCUCGCUAUUACUCGGCUCAGCGCAAAGACAACGAGCUGGUGUGUGACUUCCUCGUUCGUCUCAACGGAUAUGCGAAGUCGGCGAAAAUCCAGUACGAAGCCGGUGGAGCGGAUGCUGCUGACCAUGUGGAACACUUCCUGUUGCAUUGCAGAGAUGAUGACGUCAUGGAUCUGCUCUAUCCGCAACAGCUCACCGACAUCAAGAAGGUCGAGAAGAUCAUCAACUAG
Molecule: messenger RNA, 1437 nt
Organism: Phytophthora sojae
Lineage: Eukaryota; Oomycota; Peronosporomycetes; Peronosporales; Peronosporaceae
Exons: 2
Coding region: 1-1437 (478 amino acids)
Source: RefSeq, a predicted model, not a curated record